AUGGGGCAUUUAAAGAGAAUGGGUUUGCAUCGUUUUGGAUCAUUGCAUUUUCACAGAUUGAACCCUGCACUUUCGUAUUCUCUUUGCAAUUCUUCCAGAACCUUUCUCUCUCUGUUCUCUACUGUUGCUUCUUCCCCAUCUCCGGCCUCGGCGGAACAAAUUUCCAUCGUUGAUUAUCUAAGCACCAACUUCAAAUUCUCUAAAGCUCAAUCCGUCCGUAUCUCAAAACGACUCUCUAAGAUUAGGUCUCCUCAGCAUCCAUGGACGGUGCUUGAUUAUUUUAAACAGAUUGGACUUUCUGAAUCGCAGAUUCAAACUACGAUUAGUCGUCAACCCGAAAUAUUGUUAUCACAUGUGGAUAAAACCCUGAAGCCAAAAAUUGAGUACUUCCAGCUUCUAGGGUUUCAGGGUCUUGAGUUGGGUGAGUUUCUCUCAAAGAAUGGACUUCUUCUGAUGCGUAGUUUGAAUAAAGCUGUGGUGCCCUGUGUGGAAUGUCUAAGGAAACUUCUUAAUGAUGAGAAAGAUUUAAUUAAGCUGCUUCGAAGACAUGCCGAGUGGAUAAUUCCAAACCAACAGAGGGUUUUGGACAAUGCUGCUUUCUUCAAGAGUUGUGGGAUCGUUGGGUCUCAACUUUCAGUUUUACUAACACGUCGCCCUCGUCUUUUUGUAACAAGACAGUCCCUGCUUCGAAACUAUGUCUCGCGGGCUGUAAACAUGGGUUUCUCCAUAGACUCGGGAAUGUUGGUAUAUGGCUUCCGGAUAAUUAGUGAUAUGAGCAUUGUUAUGUUUAACAGAAAGGUGGAAAUAAUUCAGAGCUGUGGGUUUUCCAAAGAUGAGGCCAUGCAAAUGUUUAGAAGAAGUCCAGGGUCACUUGGCAUGUCUGAGAAGAGGCUAAAGUUUAAAAUUCAGGUGUUCUUGGAUAAAAUUAUGCUGCCUAGGUCACUACUGGUUAAUAACCCUGUGAUUUUGACGAUGAGCAUGGAGAAAAGGGUGAUUCCUCGCUGGAGGGUACUGCAACUGCUAAUGUCAAAAAAUUUACUCUAG
This is a messenger RNA of Neltuma alba, 1044 nucleotides long. Its product is annotated as transcription termination factor MTERF4, chloroplastic-like. Gene Ontology annotation, molecular function: double-stranded DNA binding. The coding region runs from base 1 to 1044 and encodes 347 amino acids. NCBI's taxonomy places the organism in Eukaryota, Viridiplantae, Streptophyta, Magnoliopsida, Fabales, Fabaceae. The record is from RefSeq and is a predicted model, not a curated record. The transcript has a single exon. Gene Ontology annotation, biological process: regulation of DNA-templated transcription.